GAAAACUGAAAUGCCCAGUAUAUCCAACAGAACUGGUGUUUGCCUUGGACACCUCUACGACACUCACUCCUGAGACAUUUGAACGAAUGAGAGAGAUUAUAAUAGCAAUAGUGAGUGAUGCCAGAAUCAGAGACAGCAACUGCCCAGUGGGAGCCAGAGUCGCUGUUGUUUCCUACAACUCGGUUACCCACCACCUGAUCCACUUCUCAGAGUUUCACAACAAGAAUAAGCUACUCAACGCACUAAAUAUUUCUUACCAGAGAUCCUCCAGUGAACAGGACACUGGAGGUGUGAUGAGAUUCAUUGCCAAGAAUGUUUUCAAGAGAACUCUACAAGGUCCUACUGUGAGAAAAAUAGCUGUGGGUUUCAGCCAUGGACCAGCUGCAGAUGCAUCUUCUGUUAAACAAGCUGUCCUGGAGAUGAGUGCAGUAGAAGUCGUUCCUGUAGUUACUGCUUUUGAAAACACACCCCAUAUCUCCCAAGCUUUCCUGGUGGAUGAUUCUGGAUUGUUUCAGGUGUUAAAUGUUCGUGGUGCACAAUAUAAUGAAGCGUUACAAAGAUUUCAGCUCUGCACUUUGUGCUAUGACAAAUAUAAACCAGAUGCUUUUUGUGAAGGUCCCAGCCCCCGUUUACUGCGGGCAUAUGUGGAUGCUGCAUUCAUUCUGGAGAGUUCACAGAGAAUGAGUGGUGCUGAAUUUGAGCAAGUCAAAGACUUCAUGAGCAAAGCAGUCACUGCAUUCAACAUUUUCUCGGAUCCAAAAACAUCUGUUGUAGGUGAUAGAAUAGCUGUGGUGAGCCAUGCACUGUCAGAUUUCAAAGCAGGCAUAAGGAAGAGGCCAGUAAAGAAAGAAUUCGACUUUGUUACCUACCGCAGUAAAGACCAAAUGAGAAGAUAUAUUAAAGAAUCUCUUCAACAGCUGAAUGGAGAGGCUACUGUCGGCUAUGCCCUACAAAGGACAAUUGCUAGCAUUUUCGCAGGGGCUCCCAGUCCAAGGCCACUCAAAGUUAUCAUCAUUAUAUCUGCUGGAAAAACGAGUCAAUGGGACAAAGGAACAUUAAAAAAAAGUCCUAUGACAGAAAUGAACUGGAAGAGCUUGCAAGCACUCCUCUGGAACUGCAUUUGGUUCAGCUUGGCAGAAUCCACAAGCCUGAACUUGACUAUGCAAUGA
Fulmarus glacialis (Northern fulmar) is the source of this 1169-nucleotide messenger RNA. Its product is annotated as collagen alpha-6(VI) chain-like. The record is from RefSeq and is a predicted model, not a curated record. Gene Ontology annotation, molecular function: extracellular matrix structural constituent conferring tensile strength. NCBI's taxonomy places the organism in Eukaryota, Metazoa, Chordata, Aves, Procellariiformes, Procellariidae. Gene Ontology annotation, biological process: extracellular matrix organization.